Amoebophrya sp. A25 is the source of this 2286-nucleotide messenger RNA. The record is from the annotation of a GenBank genome assembly. Lineage: Eukaryota; Dinophyceae; Syndiniales; Amoebophryaceae.
GUGGCUCGGUAGGAGGACGGGAAGGUGCGGAGGGAAAAAAGGUUUGAUUCCUUUUUUGAUCUUAUACUAUGGGGAAAGAAGAGGACAAAUAUCUUCAAUGAUUUUUUUUGAACACACCAUCCAUGAAACGAACGAAAAUUCUGCUAUCAAUCUAUUUUUUUUGUGUCACUCAUUGACGCGCUAGGCGUGGCUAGUGGAGGACGAAUUCGGGCGGAAUUCGUAUGGAAGAGGGAUAAGCAAGUGGCUUAGCAGGAGGAUGGGAAAAUGCGAUGGCGUCAGGGAAAAUGGUUCUUUGUCAAGGAAUACAAAUCUGGUUUUCAUGAAGGAAUGAUGCAAAUAUAUUGAUUCAUUGAGUAAAUUGUGGUCAUAGUUACUGUAUGAAAAUUAGAGGUUCUAUCAUGAUCUUCCGCCUCCCUUACGCUAACAUCGGCUCACUAGGUUCGGCUAGGUAGGAAGAAAUUUGCAGAGGAUGUGUGGGGAUUAUUGAGAAAAAAGCAAGUGGCUUAAUAGGAGGAUGCAAAAGUGCGGUUGCCUAGUGGGAAAAGGUUCAAUUCUAAAAUGACUUGAUCUCUUGGUUUUCACUGGGUGACGAGUAGUGGAAGUAAGCUCAGUAGUAACGCUACAAAACACCAAGAUGUAACAAGAACAUCAUUGUCUCUCCACAAUGCAUGAGAUUUGAAUUUUGGUUACCACUUGGUCCUAGUCUUGAUGGCAUAUAAUCUUCCCACCUAACAGCACAUUACCUCAGCAGGUGGGGCUGGCGGGGAAGGUAUUUGAAUGGACUUUGCGGACAUGAUCGGGAGAAGCGAGAUGGGCUGGUGGGAAGGUGGGACCUUUUUUUUCAGCGGAGGAGAAGUUUCGCUUGGAGAAAAGGUUUCGAUUUUUUGAUGCGGAUGAUGCAUGGUAUCUCCUCACCUUCCUUGUGAUCACACUGAUUCAUUUGUGAGAUUCGUUUUUCAUGCAGAUGACCGAGCAGAACUUCUAAUGCAUCCUUCGAAAUCAAUAUGCGAAACGAAGAUUCGUAGCUGAUCGCUGAGAUCCAUUUGCUGAAUCAGAGGUUACUUCAGGACUGGAAUAAAGCCGGAGUAUCCAUGCCCACUUUUCCAGGUAUUUAUGUAAGUAUGCAAUAUGAGGUGCAGAGGACACCAUUUUUCCAGAGGGUAUUUCUGAUUGCAGUACGAAGUGCAGAGGACAGUACACGAACAACGAUGACAUUCUAGGUGAUUCUUCACUUUGGGGGAGUGUUGCAACAGCUGGUUUGUCGAAAGAGGCGGUCGAGGGGCUGAGAUGUACCUUCGAGCAUGCUGUAUGGAUUAUGGGAAUGAGGCACUGCCAGUGGUGAUUUUUUUUACCUUACGCAAUCAAAAGCAGUAUGAAUGAUGUGGUAGGAGCAAGAUUACAACAGAAUGAUGUUUUUCGUUAUUGACUAUGUUUAUGGGAGUGGAAUGAUAUCUAGAUGUACAGAGGAAUUCGUGACCGAGCCAGGAUAUUCAAUGAACAUUUUUUGAGUCAAUCACUUGAAUUUGCUGUCUGAAAAAAACAAAGGGACACAAAAACUUCGUCCAUAUUUACUUCAACGAAAAGAUCUACCAGUGACAUUAAUGAUGAGAUCGUUUGUUUCUUGCCUUCAUUUUCUUGAUUAUGUUGUUCUUGGUUCUGUGAUUUAACAGAUCGUUUCGCGUCGCAAAUGCAGUAGAGAUUUUUACUGUUUACAACUUGAAUGACUUCCUUCGAAUUAGCGAAAACUUCUGAAAUAUGUUUCAUCAGUGAAAGUUUCUUUUUCUUUGUCAGCCAAAAACAAACCCAGUUAAUGCUAUGAAUGUUUUAACAUCUCCUUGUCGACCUCGUUGAUGUUGGUGUAUGUUGACUAUCGAAAUAUAAUGAGAAAGAUUUUUCAUACAUAGAAGAACAGUCAAAUCUACAACUUUCAAAAACAAUUAGAUAUUACAUUGAAAUUUUUUCAAUAGCAAGAAACUCAGCUUCGUUGUCCAUGAUGAUUUUAUUAUGAUGUUUCUUUUAUGUCGCCUCACGUUCCAAGAACGGAGGUGGCAAGUAGCAAACAAGCCUACAGACGCCUCUGGGCGGCAUGGAAGCACGAUGGAUCGUGACCUCUUCAAUUCCUUGAAAAUACUCUGUGGCUCUUUGUGGCACAAUCUACAGCUGCAUUUUCCACUGGGGUUGCCAUUCGGGAUAAUGCUAUGCGUCCUAUUUUUCCGAAUCAUUAUUCUGUUGCGUGUUUUCUUCAAGUGGAAGCGUGGGAGUCAAGCUGAUGCCUCAACGAAGUAU